This is a messenger RNA of Schistocerca nitens (vagrant locust), 3535 nucleotides long. It is a transcript of the gene unc-13-4A, whose product is annotated as BAI1-associated protein 3. The coding region runs from base 1 to 3357 and encodes 1118 amino acids. The transcript is spliced from 25 exons. The record is from RefSeq and is a predicted model, not a curated record. NCBI's taxonomy places the organism in Eukaryota, Metazoa, Arthropoda, Insecta, Orthoptera, Acrididae.
AUGGCAUACGGAAGCUACAGCGACCCGUACUGCCUGCUGGGGCUGACGUCACGCCGCCAGCUGGCGCCGCCGCACCUCGAGACGCCGGGCUCUCCGUCUUCCGGGUCGGAGCCGCCGUCGCCAGAGCUGGUGCCCGACGCCGUGGCGUCGUCGCCCGUAGCAGUCGUGGCCGGCACUCUCGGCUUCAGCGACCCGUACUGCAUGCUGGGCAUCCAGCCGGGCGGCCUGCAGCCGCCGUCGCCGCAGCCGGGCAGCGGCCAGAGCUCCCGCGAGACGCCGCCGGGCUCCCCGCGCCACGCCUCGGCCGCCGCCACCGGCCGCACGCUCUCCGACAGCGGAGACCCCGACCAGCCGCACAGGGACACCUCGCCGCACGAGAAGCUGCGCAAGCACCACAGCUUCCGGCUGAGCUUCAAGCGGAAGGAGCACGGCUACGGCCGGGAGCGGCGCGACACCAUCCACCGCGACAGCCUGUCCGCCGCCGUGCCCGCCAAGUUCAUCCGCGCCACCAGCGUCAAGCCGCAGACGCUCAACCCGCGCUGGAACGAGAAGUUUCGCUUUGAUAUCGAUGACGUUGCGAGUGACAUUCUACAUCUCGAUAUCUGGGACCACGACGACGAGUCGUCGGUGUUCGAUGCGGUCAGCAAGCUGAACGAGGUGCGCGGCGUGAAGGGCCUGGGCCGCUUCUUCAAGCAGAUCGCGCAGAGCGCCCGCUCCGGCAACCAGGACGACUUCCUCGGCUGCGUCAACAUCCCGCUGCAGGACAUCCCGUCUACGGGGCUGGACCGCUGGUACCAGCUGGAGGCGCGCACGCAGCGCUCCAACAUCCAGGGCCGCAUCCGACUCAAGCUGUGGCUGUCGACGCGCGAGGACCGCGGCAACUCCGAGGAGGACAACGGCUCCGAGAUCCGCCAGCAGCAGCGCCUCUACGCCGUCUUCAUUGGCCACGAGCUCGACCGCUUCUCGGGCCCGACGUGGGAGUGGAGCGGCGAGCUGCCGCACGUGGCGCAGACGAUCCUGCACCAGCACGCGAUCCAGGGCGACGUGACGGAGCUGCAGCUGGCCGCCGUGCGCUGGACGGCCUACUGCCGGCAGGCGCUGUCUUCGCCGCUCGACACUCGUAUCCUGCUGCGCCUCCUGCAGGACCUGGACGCGCGCUGGCCGCACGAGACGCUGUCCCGCGAGGAGGAGGAGAGUCUGGCGGAAUCAUUCAACAUGUUCCUUGAGUUCUCCUUGCAGAUGUUGAGAAAGCAUCGUCAGUAUUUUCCCCCACACAACAGAGCAGCCAUGUCAAGGCUUGAUUAUCUGCUUAGGUGUCUUGGUCUUUUGGCAAAUAUGAAAGCAUUCUGGAAAUGUUGCCCCUUCAACAAAGAAAUUAGAGGCGAGAUUAUAACAGCUCUUAAGAAAGGAACACUUGAAUGGUAUGAAGAAAUUCAUACAUACCAUAAACCAAGUUCAAGGAAUCAAGAUGUUGUUAUACACAGUUUGAUCCAUCUCAUUACAUUGUUAAUUGUUGAUCUUCAAAAAGGGUUAGAUUUCUACAACAGUUUAUUUGAAAGCACAAAUGGUGUUCUCUACUUUUCUGCAAUUUUCAAGCAACUUGAAAAAAUGUUGGCGGAGGAUGUGGGCAAAGAACUGGAAAUCUUUGAGGUACAAGGUGACAUUGGACCACAGGUGGCAGCUUUGUGUGUGCAGUUUCAGUCACCUUCUCCUCCAGAUGAUGCAUCACUUCCUGCUGGCUGUGAAAUUGGCACUGCUAUCUUUGAACUGUAUCUUGCAUUGCAGGAGUUUGUCAGUUUUCGAGACCAUCUAUCUCCUGUUGAUCAAAAAUCUCUGUCUAUAAAUUGUUACUAUGAGUGGUUUGAACCAGCACUUGACAGAUGGUUGGAUGUAUCAAAGUUCAAGGCAAUGCAUCGUAUCCACAAGGCAGCUGAACUAAAUAAAGUUUGCACUGGUGACUUCAUUGUUAAACAUAGUACCUCAGCUGUGGAUGCAACUGCGUGUUUCUACCAGAUAAAAGAGUUCUGGAGGCAGUUAGCUUGGCCUGACUUAGUGGGAUCAUACAACUACAUAAUGAAGAUCAUUGAUUGUAUCUGUGGUGCAGCCGUGUAUUAUGCUGAUCUCACCCAUCAAAAACUUCAAGAUACAGGAUAUUAUGAGGACAAUGCUCCCUUCAAGAUAAGUGAUGAGAUGUGUGUAACUGUAAAUGACCUUGAAUAUGUUCGACGAUGGCUUGCCCCACUUGGCACUGAAUUGCAGGCGGAAGUUGUAUUAGAAGCAGUUGAAGCAGGCAGUGGAGGAAGCCAGCAGUGGCGUACUGCUUUAUAUAAUAUGCUGGAUGGAGCUAUUACACAGCUUGAAGCUCGUGCUCUACAGGUUAUCAACAGAGUUGCUGCAAAGAUGCGGCCAGCCCUGAAGAAAGCAACAUUUCAUCUGGCAUGGUCACCAGACUCCUUACCAGCUUCUGAAGCCAUUUCACCAUUACUGGAAUACCUUGAUGCACAUCUUGUUGCCCUUAAUGCGGCACUUCUGCCACGUAAUUUUGAGCGACUGUUGUCUGAUGUGUGGCAGGUGUCAUUGCUAGAGCUGGGACAGCAGAUGGAUGGCAGUGCCGGGGACAAAAUGCCCAUGUUCUAUGAGCGACUGUAUGAAGCACUGGAAAUUCUUGUGGAUUUCUUCCAUGCUGAGCAGAAAGGUUUACCCCUGGAACAAUUGAAAUCAUCAACAUAUUGGAGUGUGGAACAACGUCUGCAGUAUCACAAGACAGACACAGAAGGUCUGAUAAACCUGUAUUACCAACAACGGUUGCAAGAUCAGCUGGCAACAGAAAGCACCGAGUACGGCGUUCUUUCAGUGCGUGCUUACUUCAACCAUGACUCCCUUUGUGUUGAAGUUCUGAAUGCACGUGAUGUCAUUCCUCUGGAUCCAAAUGGUUUCAGUGAUCCAUUUGUGAUAAUUGAACUUCUUCCUCGGAAAGUUUUUGCUCAUUGCACUGAACAGCAAACUAAUGUGCAGAAGAAAACAUUAAAUCCACUCUUUGAUGAAUGUUUUGAAUUUUCAGUGACACUGGAGCAAUGUCGACAUGAAGGUGCCAUGAUACUCUUCACAGUGAUGGAUCACGAUGUUCUCACAUCAAAUGACUUUGCUGGUGAAGCUUUUCUGGCACUGGGUAAUAUACCUGGUGUAGCAGAUAACAACACAAGUAUUGACAACUUCCAUGGAUUAAAACAGGUUGAUCUGAAUCUCAUGCACCAAAAGAACAAAAACCAUCCAAUACUGCAGAUUCUGGAGACAAGAACUGUGGACAAAAUGGCCCAGGAUUUUGUUAAGAAGCAAAAACCUCGUAUAAGUACAUAAUAUGCUACAUGUACUAAUUUUGAAAUGUGUACAUAUAAGAUGAUAUGAUUAAUAUGGUACUUACAUCAAAAGGAAAACUGUUAUGUCCCAUGCAUCAUGUGAGAGCUGUCCUAUUUGAAGGAACUAGUGCAGAACAGGCAGUUCAGAAAUUGCUGAUCAUGAGAAACAGUUUUUAAAU